This is a messenger RNA of Penicillium cataractarum, 1614 nucleotides long. RefSeq lists its product as uncharacterized. The record is from RefSeq and is a predicted model, not a curated record. Bases 1 to 1614 code for a protein of 537 amino acids. Gene Ontology annotation, molecular function: oxidoreductase activity. The transcript is spliced from 6 exons. Lineage: Eukaryota; Fungi; Ascomycota; Eurotiomycetes; Eurotiales; Aspergillaceae.
AUGCAUCUGCGCUGUAUCUCGUUGUUGACGGCUGCGGCUGGCUUGGCUUUGCAGCCUGCUGGUGCUGUGCCCCACUCUCCUAGGGACCAGGAUGCUGGUACUUGCAAGAAGACCACAGUUGCUAUCUUAGGAGGUGGAAUUGCUGGGAUUGCUGCAGCACAAGCAUUGGCCAAUGCCUCGGUGCAUGACUUUGCUAUUCUCGAAUACCGCGACACCAUUGGUGGUCGUGCCUGGCAUAAGCCAUUUGGCAAGGACAAGGAUGGAAAGCCUUAUAUCAUUGAGAUGGGUGCCAAUUGGGUCCAAGGCCUUGGGAACCCCGGUGGUCCUCAGAAUCCUAUAUGGAGCUUGGCCCAAAAAUAUCAGCUGAAGACCCAGUACUCUGACUAUGACAAUAUCUCGACUUAUAAUGAGCAUGGCUACAAAGACUACAGCCAUCUGUUGAGCGAGUACGAUGAUGCUUAUGAUAUUGCCAACGCAAAGGCUGGAGAGAUUCUUCUCAACAAUCUGCAAGACCAGAGUGCCCAAUCUGGUCUUGCACUGGCUGGAUGGAACCCCAAGAAGCACGACAUGGAGGCCCAGGCUGUCGAUUGGUGGAAAUGGGAUUUCGAGGACAACUUUACGCCCUUAGAAAGCUCCCUCGUUUAUGGCUGUGCUGGCGACAACCUGACCGUGAACGGAUUCAGUGAUCAUGAUAACUUUGUCCUUGAUCAACGAGGCUUCAACACAAUCAUCAAAGGCAUGGCGUCCGAAUUUAUGAAAGAAAAUGACCCACGCCUACACCUCAACACAGAGGUCACCGAGAUUCAGUACAGCAAAGACGGUGUCACUAUUCACAACAAGGAUGGAAGCUGUGUCAGCGCGGCAUAUGCCAUCUGCACCUUCUCCCUAGGCGUCCUGCAAAACGACGCAGUUAAAUUUACCCCCUCCUUGCCCGAAUGGAAACAAACCGCGAUCCAGAAAUUUACCAUGGGAACUUACACCAAGAUCUUCAUGCAAUUUAACGAAACCUUCUGGCCCAAGAACACUCAGUACUUCCUCUACGCCGAUCCCGCCAUGCGUGGCUGGUAUCCCGUCUUCCAAUCCCUUUCAAUGCCCGAGUUCUUCCCCGACAGUAACAUCCUCUUCGUGACUGUCACAAAUGAGCUCGCCUGGCGUGCAGAGCGACAAUCAGACGAAGAGACAAAGCAAGAAAUCAUGGCCGUUCUCCGGAAAAUGUUCCCAGACCAGCAAAUCCCCGAGCCAACGGCUUUUCUGUAUCCACGCUGGAGCACCGAACCUUGGUCGUACGGCAGCUACUCGAACUGGCCACCGGCAACAACCCUCGAGAUGCAUGAGAACCUACGUGCUAAUGCAGGCCGGCUCUGGUUCGCUGGUGAAGCGACUAGUCCCACGUACUUUGGUUUCCUUCACGGGGCGUGGUUCGAGGGCCGUGAUGCUGGGCAGAAUAUUGCUGCUAUUAUGCAGAACCGUUGCGUCAAUGUGGAGUCGGAUAAGCUCCGCGAGUGUGGUCCCCGGAAACACUGGGAGACUUUGCAUGGAACCACACCCUUGGCUGAUUAUAGUGCGCUGACGGGAUGGAUGGCGGAUAGUUUCCUCAACACCAACAGCGAGUAG